Equus caballus (horse) is the source of this 4077-nucleotide messenger RNA. RefSeq names its product small glutamine rich tetratricopeptide repeat co-chaperone beta (gene SGTB). The record is from RefSeq and is a predicted model, not a curated record. NCBI's taxonomy places the organism in Eukaryota, Metazoa, Chordata, Mammalia, Perissodactyla, Equidae. Gene Ontology annotation, cellular component: TRC complex; membrane. Gene Ontology annotation, biological process: post-translational protein targeting to endoplasmic reticulum membrane. Gene Ontology annotation, molecular function: protein binding; molecular adaptor activity.
GGCUGAGGGGCUGCGGCGGCCGGGGACCGGGGAAGUUUGGGCGACCGCUGGCUGCGCUGCGAUCCGGAGCCGGGCUCCAGCCUUGAGGACCAGUGGGCGGGCAGGCUUACGGACGCCCGCGGGCCUGCUGCCACCGUCUCGCGUCCUCUUGUCUGGAAGAGUGUUUAAGCUUUUAAAAUGUCAUCUAUCAAGCACCUAGUUUAUGCAGUUAUUCGUUUCUUACGGGAACAAAGUCAGAUGGAUGCUUAUACUUCGGAUGAACAAGAAAGUUUGGAAGUUGCAAUUCAGUGCUUGGAGACAGUUUUUAAAGUCAGCCCAGAAGAUACACAUCUAGCAGUUUCACAGCCUUUGACAGAAAUGUUCAUGAAUUCCUUCUGUAAGAAUGACAUUCUGCCUCUUUCAAACUCAGUGCCUGAAGAUGUGGGAAAAGCUGACCAAUUAAAAGAUGAAGGUAAUAACCACAUGAAAGAAGAAAAUUAUGCUGCUGCAGUGGAUUGCUACACACGGGCAAUAGAAUUGGAUCCAAAUAAUGCGGUUUAUUAUUGCAACAGGGCUGCUGCUCAGAGUAAACUAGGUCACUACACAGAUGCAAUAAAGGAUUGUGAAAAAGCAAUAGCAAUUGACUCAAAGUACAGCAAGGCCUAUGGGAGAAUGGGGCUAGCUCUCACUGCCAUGAAUAAAUUUGAAGAAGCAGUUACAAGUUAUCAAAAGGCAUUAGAUCUUGACCCUGAAAAUGACUCCUAUAAGUCGAAUCUGAAAAUAGCAGAACAGAAGUUGAGAGAGGUAUCUAGUCCCACAGGAACUGGAUUGAGCUUUGACAUGGCCAGCUUAAUAAAUAAUCCAGCCUUCAUUAGUAUGGCAGCAAGUUUAAUGCAGAAUCCUCAAGUUCAACAGCUAAUGUCAGGAAUGAUGACGAAUGCCAUUGGGGGACCUGCGGCUGGAGUUGGGGGCCUAACUGACCUGUCUAGCCUCAUCCAAGCGGGUCAGCAGUUUGCUCAGCAGAUACAGCAACAGAAUCCUGAGCUUAUAGAGCAACUUAGAAAUCACAUCCGGAGCAGAUCGUUCAGCAGCAGCACUGAAGAACAUUCCUGACUUGACCAGGGACCCUGGCCCAGAAUGUAAAUGGUGAUGGCUCUGAAGUGCUUGCUGUAGAUAGUGGCCAAGAAUAAAAAAAAAACAAAAACAAAAAACCUAAAGAAUAAAUCUGUCUAGACAAUAGGUUUAUCACAAACAGACUUGAACAUAACAUGACUCCUUUGUAAACGAAUGUUCAGUAGUCUUGUUAAGUGCCAAUAUAGCACUGCACAGGGGCUUCCAUUUUCAAAUCAUCAUCAUAUUUGUAUAUUAGACUUAAUAGCAGAGUAUGUUUAUUGAACAGUAAGGCUGUUUAUUGAUGAGUUCUCUGGCUCCAAAUUCCCUUAAGCGAACUUUUUUGAAGGGGAGAUGACCAAGAGGGCAGGUUUCUCAUGCUAGUUUAGGAGAUAUAGACUUGCCACUGAGCAGUGUCUGGAGAGAAGAAAUCUGCUAUCUAGGCUCAGCUCUGACAGCGCUAUCAGUCAAGAACAUAUGUCAUAGAGGCCAGUACUAAAUUUAAUGCUGCUUGUUCUGGUGGGUGACUGGGAAUCUUAAGAGCUGGUGGAAAGCAGCAUUUGGAGCAAGGGCUGUUGUUUUGAAAAGAAAAAAUAGAUGCUAUGAAUGUAUAGAAAGUGAAGGUAGGAUGCUCAGGUUUCCUGCAUAGUUCUUAACUAAUCUUGCCUGCAGUUUGGUAUUGAUAAUAUUAGCAUGGCCAAUUACGCUCAGUACAUAAUAAAAUACAUUUAGAAAUCCUUAACAGUACUGGUUAGGUCAGUUGUAUAACUAUUGAAUUUAACUAGCACAAUUUCCCCAGUGGUGAUGUUACCGUGGAAACUCUCAAAUAUACCUAUAUUUAAAUAAGCCAGUGGCUUGGCCCUUAACUUAAGGAUUUUCUAAGUGGCAUUUAAUUAUGUGCCUAUAAACUGUUUUUUUUUUAAACUUAGUAAUUAUUUGAUGGAUUACAAAAAGCAUCUGUCACUAACAUUGCUUAUUCAUGUAAUCCUCUGCUAUAAUUUGGCUUGACAUGUCAAAGCCUUUAUGCUUAACUGUAAUAUGAUGCAACUUAAACAUAACAGGGACUUAAAAUACUUUAUUGAAAUUAGAAGAAUACAUAUUAGUGGAGAGAAGUGGCAUUAGUUAUUAAUGGCAUGGCUCUAACUAUAGUGAUGGAUGAGACUGUUCUAAUUCCAACUGGAAUUUCUUUUGUUUGUUAAUUAUGAAAUUGGUAAAGUUGGGCAGACGUAAUGAUUUCACAAGUGUGAGAGAAAACUAAAAAGAAAGUAAUAUAAAAUUACAUCAGUAAUACUGAUGAUGAUCAGGGUCUUAAUAUAACUGUUCUCCUCAAAAGACUAAUUAUGUAGUAUCUUCAAGUUUAAAAACCACCUUUUCCUUUCUUUCCCUUUGUGAGAUUAGAACAGUGGUUCUAUACUUUCACUGUAAGAAUCACCUGUAGAAUUCGUUAAAAAUGCAGAUUCAGGGCCACACUUAAUUUUUAUUUAGUCGGUCCUGUAAUCAGUCCCAGGAAUCUCCAUUUUAAACAGCACACCAGGUGGUUCUGAUGUAGGUCCAAGGACUCUAAUUUAGAGCAACACUAGAUUAGAGAUUUCUCCUCAUUUUGAUCAGCAAAUUCCUAACUGCCUGGGCUCAGGCCACAACGAAGACCUGUAUGAACCUAUAGUUCUGGCCAGAGAUGAGCAGGAUUUAAAUCGUAGACCCUUUGAAUUAAAUUUCCUAUAUUCCGUCAAAACCAACUUAAUGUUUCAUGAAGUUAAAUUCAGCUCCUAGUGUUCAGGUGUUAUACGAAUGAAGUACAAACUAAUCACAUGAAACUGAUGACCAUGAUGAAAAAAAAAGAAGCAAUGUUGAUCCUUAAUUAAAAAUUAGUCAGUCUUAUCCAGUGUUGAGUAAGAAAAAGAUUCUGGCAUAACUAUCUUGCAUGCAUUAAAAACGCUUCCAGAUUAGUAAACUUGGUAAGCCUCUAGGUGACUGACUAGGAAAAAGAGAAAAUACAAAUCAACAGGAUCCAAAGUGAGAGAGGGGCUGUCACUGCAGCCCCUGUAAACAGGAAAAGGAGAGUCAGAAAAUACUAUAACCAGCUCUAGGAUAUACAUUUAACAACUUAGAUGAAACAAAUUCCUUGUAAGAUACAAAUUACCAAGGCUCAUUGAAGAAAUAGAUUAUCCUCCAGAAAAUGAAACCACGGGCCCACACAAUUCCAAUGAUGAAUUCUACCAAACACUUAAGGGAGAAACAAUAUCAAUUCUACACCAUCUCUUCCAGAAAACAGAAAAGGAGGAAACACUUCCCAUCUCAAUUUAUUUACCCUUUACUCUGAUACCAAAAUAAGAUAAAGAUAUUAUAAGAAAAAACACUUUACAACAAUGUCUUGAUUUGUUAACAUCUGUAGUUAAGAUAGCCAUUCUUUUUACAUGAAGUAAUGGGAACUGACGUAUUUCUUCCAUUUUACCUUUCUAAUUUCUUUCUUUGCUAAUAUACCACGCAUAGCAAAUUGAAUUUAGAUGAUAUCUGUCCACUUACCUGGAUUUCCAUUCUAUUCAAGCCAUUUUUGCUCUUUAAGUACUUUCAUCACUUUGGAAUCACUGCAUUGCAAGCUAUUUCAAAAAGUUUUGUGUAGUUGGAUUAUGCUAGCUACUCUUAAAAUUCUAAGGAAUGCCCCAAAUAUUACUUUUGCUUGUUUGCAACAAGACGUUAAAGUAAAUCUUUAUAUACAUUCUACUUAGGAAUGACUGACUUCCAUUAACCAUAUUUCACUGUAGUAGCUGUAGCUGUUAUGAUGCUAUGUAAAACUUAAAAUAUCCUUUGUAUGCAAAUGACCUUUUCAUUUAAUGUACCAAAUUGUUUAUCUAAUUUUUAUAAUAUUGUUUAAACAGAUCCUUUUUAAGAUGACAUUAUCUAACCUUUACUUAAAGUAUGAACAGUAUGUGUCUAGGUUAUUGCUUCUAAAAAGAUACUUUGUAAUUAAAUCAAGUUAAUAUUAGCAGA